Oncorhynchus mykiss (rainbow trout) is the source of this 618-nucleotide messenger RNA. The record is from RefSeq and is a predicted model, not a curated record. Lineage: Eukaryota; Metazoa; Chordata; Actinopteri; Salmoniformes; Salmonidae.
AUGGAAGGAAAUAGCUUACCUGAAUCUAGAGUUACUGGUGUGUGUAAAGUGCAGGAGGUUUUUGUACGGCUGUUCAAUGAGUCUGUGUCACUGUGGUGGACUUUCGGUGGAGGCACCAAACUCAUCGUUGACUUGGGUGUGGUACCUCCCUCCCUGACUGUCCUACUUCCCUCCAGUGAGGAGCAGGACCAGGGGAAUGUGGCCCUAGUGUGCCUGGCCAACAGGGGCUUCCCGGAGGGCUGGAAGCUGGGUUGGAGGCUGGGGGCCGGGGGGGCCUUGCAGGGCAGCCAGAGUCUGGAGGUCCUGGAGAAGGAUGGUCACUACAGCUGGAGCAGCAGCCUCACCCUCCCCACUGACCAGUGGAGGAAGGCUGGCUCAGUCACCUGUGAGGCCACCCUAAAGGACCAGACCCCCGUCACUCACACACUGGAGCCACACCACUGCUCCCAGUAGACACCCUGUACACAGAGAACAUCUACCUACAGAGAACAUCUACCUAGCUUCAUCUCUGGUCAUCAAUCUGGGAUUCUGCAUCUUUAAAUCUGUACCUGUGUUUUAUUGCUUCUGCAUUCAGAUUGGAAAUGUUAACUAAAUAAAAUACUUUGUAUUAAUGUCAAA